Molecule: messenger RNA, 2294 nt
Organism: Phycodurus eques (leafy seadragon)
Lineage: Eukaryota; Metazoa; Chordata; Actinopteri; Syngnathiformes; Syngnathidae
Gene: plin6
Product: perilipin 6
Exons: 8
Coding region: 96-1439 (447 amino acids)
Biological process (GO): positive regulation of triglyceride storage; lipid storage
Cellular component (GO): lipid droplet; cytosol
Source: RefSeq, a predicted model, not a curated record
GGCCUUCCAUCUCGCUUUCUUUCUUGCUUGCCUUCUUGAGGACCGACCAAUCGAUCAUCACCAACUUGAAUUUCAGAUUUGGGGAAAGAGACGACAUGUCUGCUCGUCACGGUCACGAGAUGAGUGCGGCGCUAAGGGUGUCGCACCUUCCCCUGGUCCGCUCGGCGCUGCAGUCGCUGACCUCGGUGUACUCGGAGGCCAAAAGUCGCUACCCGCUGCUGGGCCUGGUGGGAGGCGUGGCCGAGGCGGGGGUCCGGAACGCCUCCGUGGCGGCCUUGAGCAGCGCCGAGCCCCUCGCGCAGACCCUCGGGCCUCAGAUCGAGGUGGCCAACAGUUUUGCUCUGGCGGGUCUGGACCAGCUGGAAAGGACCUUCCCCAUCCUCAACCAGUCCACCGACGAGGUGGCGGCUCACCUGAAGGACGCCUUCUUCCUGACUCUGGACGACAUGCAGCUGUGGGUGGCGGACGGGCUGGACGGAGCCCUGGACCAGAUGGAGCGUCUGUCUCACGCCGCCUGGGCGGCGGCGAGGCAGCUGCAGGACUCGCAGGUGGGACGCGCCGCCUCGUCGGGUCUGGACGACGUGCUGGGCCGCCUGGAGAACGCCGGCGCCUACUACAUGCCGCUACCGCCCACGCUCCGUCGCGAGUGGGAGACGAGGGUUCGGGAGUACGAGGACGAAGACGACGACGACGAGCCCGGCGCGUGGACGCGGGUCCGCGGCCUCCUCCUCAGCAUCGGCCUGCAGCUUUACCGCCGCGCGGUCGAGGUCCGAGAACAGCUGGAGGACGCGUCCGGAACCCUGGGGGAUGCCGUCCAAGCGGUGGGGCCGGGGGCCGUCCUGGAUCUGCUGGCGCGGCUGCUGCGGUCCCUGCAGAGGCUGCUGGUGGCGCUGGUGUACCGCGCAGAGAGCCUGAGGGAGCUGAGCCUGGGCCGCCUUCGGGAUCAAGCCCUCGCGCUGGCGGAGCUCCGUCCCGCUCGGGACAUCCGAGAGCUCCCGUUUCAGGUCCGGCGGCUCCUCGGGGAUCUUCGGGAGCUCUCCGAGAUCCUCGUGCAACUCGUCGUCAACGCCACGCCGCUCUACAACGCGCUCCGGCAGCCGUCCGACAAAGAGGUGGAGGACUUCCUGAACCGGGAGGACUUCCGCUCGUCCCGCCGCGGCUCGGCUAACAGCCUCUUCCUGAAGGCCAUGGACGGACGUCCUCGCCGGCGCAAGAGUCUCUUCUCCAGGGCCGUCCGCGGCCCGGGCCCCGACCCCGCCGCCUCGGGCCGCCGCUCCAGCCUGAAGCAGGACUCGGAGGCGGACGGCGCCCGACGCCGCCCGUCCGCCACCGAGCUCAUCCUCACGCCGCUCAAGCAGUUAGUUUCGCAGAGCCAAAAGGCUUUCGAGUACCUCAACCCCAACUCCGCAGAAAAGUCCAUCGACAGCGCCGCCGACUGACCGACGAGCCCCCGCCCCCGCCCCCGCCCCCGCUCCAGCUCCCGCUCCCGACAGAUUAGGUAACUCCCAGUUGAUGUCGGUCAGCGCGUUCGCCUUCUCCAACGGAACGGUCGCAAAACGACCUUAAGCUCAGCGCUCGCUCUCACUCUACGCACGCAGCACUUCCGCGUUUGGGGUUAGGGGGUGUGCCGACGUUCGGUCGCCGGGCGAACACGUCGAACCUGACGACGUGCGAAACAUUUUGAAACUAAAAGCGAUGUUGGCGGGCGACUCUUUAAAAAGUCAUCACCUUUGAUGAAAUUUCAACCUUGAAAAGUAUCAGCAUCGAACGACUGAAUAUAGCCGUGCCAAAUGACACAAGCCCACGUCAUCGCGCAUUUCCACAAUGAGGUUUCUUUUUCUGUCAGACGGCGUGAAAACGAGGCAAAGCGGAAACCGCUACGCCUCCUCGCCGGAAAGGCUCCACGCGUUGCCGUGCGCACGGUCCGCUCCGCUUCCCCGGACUCUCUUCUCGACCGCCGUCACGCCACUCCACGCGUUGAGAAUUCCGCUCCCUUCGGCUCUCGCUCGACCGCACGUGCCGCCUGCGAGGCGAGGCCGGCUUCCGAAGCCUCGGAAUUCUGAGCGGUUGCGGCUAAGCGGCCAACGGCGAACGCUAACGGCUACGCUGAAAGGAACGACGACGCCUGCUAUCUGCUAACUUGUAAACCGGUCACGUGACAGGUGGCCGAGGUCAUAGGUCGCGGGGGCGUGCGUGUCGGCGAUGUCCUCCAAUAAAGCUUGCAGUACCUUCAUCGUGUGACCGCUCAUCUUCCUCCCGUGCGUUUGCAUGUUCCGGCGUGUUCGGAGCCCAUU